AUGGCUGAUCAUCUUACUAGACAACCGUUACGCACAAUAGUGGAUGAAAUUGUCAUCUUUGAGAGUCUGUUCCAUAGCACAGAAGAGAGGCCCAUUGCUUCACGGGCCAGUCCAGGCUCUUUUAGAAUAGAAUAUGAUACCUUUGGAGAACUGAAAGUUCCAAAUGACAAAUACUAUGGUGCCCAAACGGUGAGAUCCACAAUGAACUUUAAGAUUGGCGGUGCGACUGAACGGAUGCCGGUCCAAGUAAUAAGAGCGUUUGGCAUCCUAAAACGAGCAGCAGCCGAAGUAAAUCAGGAUUAUGGUCUUGAUCCAAAGAUUGCCAAUGCCAUUAUGAAGGCAGCAGAUGAGGUAUCGGAAGGUAAAUUAAAUGAUCAUUUUCCUUUGGUGGUGUGGCAGACCGGAUCUGGAACUCAGACCAACAUGAAUGUCAAUGAAGUCAUCAGCAACAGAGCCAUUGAGAUGCUGGGAGGCAAACUGGGAAGCAAGGAUCCGGUGCAUCCAAACGAUCAUGUUAAUAAAAGCCAGAGCUCAAAUGACACGUUUCCAACGGCCAUGCAUAUUGCUGCUGCCCAGGAAGUCCAUGAAGUGUUGUUACCAGGGCUGCAGAAGCUUCAUGAUGCCCUUGAUGCCAAGGCCAAAGAAUUUUCCAAAAUUAUUAAAAUUGGACGUACUCAUACUCAAGAUGCUGUUCCUCUGACCCUUGGGCAGUCCUUUGGUUUAAUGAAGUGUGCCUGUGUUCUUCCAUCAGAGAUGUUGCAGGGCAUAAGGGGUAUGGGUCCAAGUGAGACGGGGCUGCCUUUUGUUUCUGCUCCAAACAAAUUUGAAGCGCUUGCUGCUCACGAUGCUUUAGUCGAGCUGAGUGGGGCAAUGAACACCGUGGCUUGCAGCCUGAUGAAGAUAGCCAACGACAUCCGUUUCCUGGGUUCUGGACCACGCUGUGGUCUAGGGGAGCUAAUCUUGCCUGAAAAUGAACCUGGAAGCAGUAUUAUGCCAGUCGUCAUAUUUUUGUUUCUCUUAGGGCUGCCUUUUGUUUCUGCUCCAAACAAAUUUGAAGCGCUUGCUGCUCACGAUGCUUUAGUCGAGCUGAGUGGGGCAAUGAACACCGUGGCUUGCAGCCUGAUGAAGAUAGCCAACGACAUCCGUUUCCUGGGUUCUGGACCACGCUGUGGUCUAGGGGAGCUAAUCUUGCCUGAAAAUGAACCUGGAAGCAGUAUUAUGCCAGGAAAAGUGAAUCCUACUCAGUGUGAGGCCAUAACCAUGGUGGCAGCUCAGGUGAUGGGAAACAAUGUCGCUGUUACAGUUGGAGGCAGCAAUGGCCACUUUGAGCUGAACGUCUUCAAGCCCUUGAUUAUUAAGAACGUGCUGCAUUCUGCUAAGCUCCUCGGAGACGCUUGCGUUUCUUUUACUGACAACUGUGUGGUAGGAAUCCAAGCCAACAGAGAGUGUAUCAACAAGCUACUGAGUGAUUCACUGAUGUUGGUGACGGCCCUGAAUCCCCACAUAGGUUAUGACAAGGCAGCCAAGAUUGCCAAAACAGCACAUAAAGAAGGGACAACGUUAAAAGAAGCAGCUGUCAAGCUUGGAUUUCUUACAGCAGAACAAUUUGAUCAGUGGGUAAAGCCAGAAGACAUGUUAGGACCUAAGUAAUUUUAACAGAUCUCACACAAAUUAAGGAAAAAUAAUUUAAAAAUACAUAAACAAAAAUGUGUUGCAUGUGUCUGUUACAAAACUAGUGAUUGCAUUCUUCAGCUAUCAUGGUGGGUGUUGCAACAUAAACCCUGCGGACAUGCUAGAAACAUAAUAAAGAACAAUAUUUCAUUUUGCUUAUAGUUUUAGUAAACUGUCCAAAUUAUUAUGAAUUUUGAAAAUGUAUUUAAGAACAUCAGAAGAGCCCUGCUGGAUCAGACUAGUGGGCCAUCUACUCCA
Gekko japonicus is the source of this 1929-nucleotide messenger RNA. RefSeq names its product fumarate hydratase (gene FH). Gene Ontology annotation, molecular function: fumarate hydratase activity. The transcript is spliced from 11 exons. Lineage: Eukaryota; Metazoa; Chordata; Lepidosauria; Squamata; Gekkonidae. The record is from RefSeq and is a predicted model, not a curated record. Gene Ontology annotation, cellular component: tricarboxylic acid cycle heteromeric enzyme complex; mitochondrion. The coding region runs from base 1 to 1650 and encodes 549 amino acids. Gene Ontology annotation, biological process: malate metabolic process; fumarate metabolic process; tricarboxylic acid cycle.